UAGUUUGGUGUACACAAUAAAACGGUUUACAAUAAGGCGUAAUUUCAAAACUAUUUUUCAUUUUUGCACAUUUUUAUAUGGGAUGGGAGUGGAGGGAAAUGUAUAAUGUCAUACCGUUAUUUGAGCCUUAGCAUUUUAAAUAAAAUACAAAAUAGUAUACGUUGCUAUAGGAAUAAUAUAAAUAGUAUCUACCUUAAAAAAAAACAAUCAUAUUUCGAAUAUAAAACGUCAUUAGCUGGAUAAUUGAACGAAAUUUAACUGGUAUAGGUACCUAACACUUACACCCCAAAAAAUAUAACGAACAUAACGAUGGGACAAAACGAUGAGAACACACAGUGCAAGUCGGUCCGAUGCUGUUGCAAACUGAUAUCGAAAUGUGAUGAAAAACCAGCCGCCGCGGUGGUGGCAACGAAACCGCGAAAUAAUGGUAGCUGCGGGCGCGCGGAACGCCCUAAACAAAUGAGUCUAUGCGAUUUCUUGAAAUCGCAGCCGAUCCCGGAAUGGAUCAAAGUCAACGAUGUGCGUCCGCAACAGCACCAAAACCAGCAGCGUACAAUGCAAUCCUGUACGCCCGACAAGCCGAAAGGAAGUUCCGCCGUGGAAGAUGUGGUAUCCUCGCAGAUUAUCAUCAACUUCGGGACGGUCGUAACCAACGGAGGGUGCAAGCGAGACUCAUGUCAGCAGACCGAUCCAGAAGUGCAGCAACGAGUAUGUCCGACCACCGUCAGUCCACCAGCUAAACGUUCGACGUCCAAAAUAGUUCCUGCACCGGCUAAUAAGCCGACCACCACCUGCAGUCCACCGGCUAAUCGGCCGAUCCCAACCUGUCCACCGACUGAUAAGCCGACCACCACCUGCAGUCCACCAGCUAAUCGGCCGAUCCCCACCUCUCCACCAACUGAUAAGCCGACCACCACCAGUGCACCGGCUAAAGUGGCGACCUGCCCACCGACUUGUCCACCGACCUGUCCAUCAACUGAUCCUCCAGGCUCUUUGUGCCCUGCACUCCUUCCAGCCUCUUUAUUCUGCCCCGCAAAAGAACCUCCGUCCCGUGGCCGUUGCAGUCAGGAAAAAUCGCCAUGUGCCAGCUCGAGUUCACCACCGAAAGCCCGUCCCGAAAGCGGAGUCAAAAAGGUUAAGUGUGGUUGCACCUGCCACUCGGACGCAUAGACAACUAUACAAAUGGAAAACACAUUACGGCAACCAGUGUCGGCUCAGGAAAAAAUAAUCACCAUUCUGACGAAUCCACAGUAGUAAUUCGCUGGUCGUCAACAAAUGAAGAACAUAACACUCUAUAAUCAAAGCUAUAUUAUAUUCGAUUUUAUAAUACACAUAACGGUAGUACAUUUAU
Acyrthosiphon pisum (pea aphid) is the source of this 1351-nucleotide messenger RNA. Its product is annotated as leucine-rich repeat extensin-like protein 5. NCBI's taxonomy places the organism in Eukaryota, Metazoa, Arthropoda, Insecta, Hemiptera, Aphididae. The record is from RefSeq and is a predicted model, not a curated record. The coding region runs from base 310 to 1170 and encodes 286 amino acids. The transcript has a single exon.